Messenger RNA from Rotaria socialis, 576 nucleotides. NCBI's taxonomy places the organism in Eukaryota, Metazoa, Rotifera, Eurotatoria, Philodinida, Philodinidae. The record is from the annotation of a GenBank genome assembly.
AUGACUCAUUUCCCUACUUUUAUGAAAGAUUUUGGACCCUUGGCCUACACAUCAUGCUUGGCAACAGAAAGAAAGCACCAAUUUUUCAAAGGAAAUAAAGUUAGAAAUCUAAAACAUACAUCAUUAAUGCUGGCGAGAAGACAUGAACUAUGGGUGUGUGUCAAAGAUCGUUGUCAAGAUGGAUCUCUCUCGCCCAAUGCUCUUUCUGGUUUGCCAUAUUGUCGGCUAGAUGAUCGACAGUCAAUUGAUGACGUUCAAAUACAAUUUCUUAUCUCAAAUAUAUUGAAAUCGCCAUUUCAACCGACCUCAACCUUGAGAUUAUGGAUCUUAGGCGGGCAAAGAUAUUCGCACAAGACAAUCGUAAAUGUUUCUAAAGAAUAUUUUCCAUCUUUACCAACUGUGGGACAAAUACGAUGGAUUCUUUACGAUGGAAAACAAUGUGCCUUUAUUUGUAAAAUAUACAAAACCAACGGCUAUAUACAACAACUAAGAGCAUUUCACGUUGAAGAGACUGGCAAACUUGAUCGUUUUUUUGCUCGAAGAUCUAUGCUACAAAAAGACACUAAAGUUGGUUAA